Messenger RNA from Coturnix japonica (Japanese quail), 6255 nucleotides. It is a transcript of the gene SH3D19, whose product is annotated as SH3 domain containing 19. The record is from RefSeq and is a predicted model, not a curated record. NCBI's taxonomy places the organism in Eukaryota, Metazoa, Chordata, Aves, Galliformes, Phasianidae. Gene Ontology annotation, molecular function: protein binding.
GCCGCUCAGGACCCACGCAGGCCUGCCCGGUGCGAUCCCGGCCCGCUGUAGCCUCGAGGUACCCGGCGCGGCGCUGCCCGCCGGCGGCCGCGGGUUCCUCCCCUCGCCGUCUCCUCCGCCCCCUUUUGUGGUGGUGCCAGGCGGCCGUGGGGCUUCCUGCUGACGCCGAGCCGCGGAUGGGCAGGAAGGGCAGCCGGCGCCUCCGCUGCCUUUCCUCCUCCCGCCGCCGUCUCCAUCUCCUCGGCAGCCGGCUGCCUCCUCGCCCCCUCUCGCCCCACCGGCAGGAGCGCGGCAGCUCGGGAGCCGAGCGCAGGUGCGGGGCAGGCCCGGUGGGGACGGGCACGGGGACAAGCGGCCGCGCUGAGGGAAGACGUCGGCCUCCCUCGCCGUCCUGGGAAGGGGCAGUAAGGCCCCCGGCUGGCCAUGGUAGCCCCCGGCCUUUGAGCUGCGUCGGCCGCGCCCCCUCGCCGAUGGCUGAAGCCUGGAGGCUGGAGGAGGACGAGGAGGAGCUGCGGGAUCUCGGCAGGCGGCACCGCCGGGCCCUGGGCUCGGUAGCAGAUCGCUCUGAAAGAAAUAAACCAGACUGCCGCUCUUCAGGCCAAGGACCCUUGUCAUCCAUAAGAGCAGCAAUCAAGAGAUCUUCUCGGACUUCUAGCCAUAGUGAACAGCAGAGGGACAGAAGGCGUCCUGAAAUUACAAUAGUUGCUGCUGAGCCCCUGCGGCCAUCCUCCUGGUUUCCAGGUGCAAGCCCUGUUGCUCCUCAGGGAUUAGGAUUCCCUUCUGCUUCACCUCAUGCUCAGUGGAGGACAAAUGAGCUUAUUCCAGCUGAGCUUCCUCCAUCUUAUGAGCAGGUGAUAAAGGAAAUAAAUCAAGUGCAAGUGAAUACAACAAAUAACAAUAAUGCUGCUGCUCCCAGACAUACCACUACUUCUGCAACACAAACUGACUUUCCAAGGGAACUAAUCAGCCAUGUACCAGGAAGUAAUGUAGAAAGCAGUGUGCCUACACACUGGGAAUCUACAAACUAUCCAGGGCCAAGUCCCCUGAAGCCUCCUAGGCCUUCUGCAUCUCUCUUGAACAGAUCUUCUUCAGAAAAUGAGACUUCCUUAAUAGUUCAUGAAAAUUCUGAAGGUCAGAGGCGUCAAGAAAAUCCCAGUGCUGUGAUAUGUCCUGUGCCAAAGCCAAGAUCAAGAAGCAAUCUCAGACCUGUGGUCAAAAACACUGAAAGUCAGAUAAGAGACAAUGGGGAAGAAGUGAACCAGUCUGAUGUGAAGAGGCAGCAACUUUCAGUUCAGCAGUCGUCUGUCUUAGAUGAUAGCUUACUAGACAAUCACUUGACAGUGGACAGCAUGAGUACAGGCAAGAGCCAAAGUAGUAUUGUUUCAAGGAUCAAAGUUUUUGAAACCCAAGGAGCUAAUGAUACCUCAGGAUUAUUAAAGAAACCAGAAAUUGCCCCUCGUUCAUUCGCCACAAGGCCUGUACCUGCAAAGAAGCCAGUAGUUGCUCCAAAGCCAGGGGUAAACAGAGUUUCAGGAGACUGGGAUGUAUGGACAGAAAGCAAACCAACACCUUCCUCCAGAGAAUUGCAGCUUCAACCUGAAGCAGUUGGGAGUAGUGUUGUAGCCAAACCUGAACUGCCAAAGAAACCCAAACCUGGCCUUGUAAAAAGUAGUAGUAGCGAUUUUCUUGAUGCAAAGAGUGGCUCAGUGGCAGAGAAUGGCAACGAACAAAGGAAGUUUCCUGUUCCUGCUCCAAGGCCUCUUAUUCCUAAAAAGUCGCAUUCUGUAGAAAAUCCUGCCCUUUCUUUGGUCCCUCUAAAACCAAUCUCUGCUCCACCACGGACUUCAGUAUCUGCCCAAGAAAAAGUUUCCAAGUCUCUGGGGGAAUUGUCACCCACAGAGAACUCAGCACCUGUUUUGCAAAGUAAGCUAGAUCUGGGAGGAGAUCUGAUCAGUUUUGAUGAUGAUGUUUUGCCCCUCAGUUCACCUUGUGCAGUUAAAGACAGCAUCAGUUGUGAAGCAGCAGCAGAUCCAUUCCAGUUUCUUCCCAAAACUGAACCAGCAAAGGAACAGGCAGCUCAACCAGCUCUAGCGCGGAAACCCACUGUUAUCCGAAUCCCAGCUAAACCUGGAAAAUCUUCAGAUGAAAUCCCACAUAGCCCUCCACCACUUCCUGCUGAAAAGCCUAUAGGCAACACCUCUGACAUCACAGCGGGCAAACCCAACAGUGGUGACCUAUUAAAAAACGUGGAUUUGAAUCAUUCAGAACAAGCUGGAGCAUCUCAACCAGAACCUGCAUUACCCUCAAGGCCUGUGGAUGGAAAAAUUACACCAGCUCGACCUCCCCCACCUAAAGGUGUUCCUGGAAGGCCACCUCCACCAAAAUUCUCUUCAACCAAGACCUCUUCCCAGAAGGAUGCUCUUUCCCGAUCUAUUUCUGACAUUGCUUCUGAUAAAAAACCAAGCAAGCUCAGAUUGGGACCCAAAAGAACGAAAAGCCAAGUCUUAAAAAGUCAAGAUCCAGCUUUACCUCCUAGACCUAAGCCAGGUCAUCCCCUCUAUAAUAAAUACAUGCUGUCUGUGCCUCAUGGAGUUGCCAAGGAAAAUUGCCUUCCCAGAAACCAUGGAGAACUGUCUCGUAAGGAUUCAAACAGUUCUACAAAAGUUUCUGACAAAAGUGCUCCCCAUGCUGUAGCACUGCAUGAUUUUUCUGCAGAGCAUGCUGAUGACUUGGAACUUCGUUCUGGAGAUACUGUUUAUCUUUUGGAGAGAAUCGAUGCCAAGUGGUACAGAGGAAAAUGUGGGAAUCGCACAGGGAUAUUUCCUGCCAGCUUUGUUAAAGUGGUUAUUGAUGUUCCAGAAGAUGGCAAAAGGAAAAAAAUACCCUGCUCCUCGCAAUCCAUUAAGGGUCCAAGAUGUGUAGCACGAUUUGAAUACAUCGGAGAUCAGAGAGACGAACUCAGUUUUUCAGAAGGUGAAACAAUUGUCCUUAAAGAAUAUAUAAAUGAAGAGUGGGCCAAAGGAGAACUCAGAGGCACGUCUGGAAUUUUCCCCUUGAACUUUGUGGAAAUAAUUGAAGAUCUUCCUGGAAAAGGUACAGGAGGAGCACAGAAGAAAAAAGAGGAGGUUUCUUCUCCCAUUCUUCAGAACAACCGAUGCUCAGUAGAGUGGUGUGAAGCACUUCAUGACUUUACAGCAGAAACCAAAGAUGACUUAUCCUUUAGAAAGGGAGACUACAUCCAAAUACUGGAACAAGUAGAUUCUGAGUGGUACAGAGGGAGACUGAAUGAAAAGGAAGGGAUUUUCCCAGCAGUUUUUGUUCAGACCUGCUCAGCCAGGGUAGAGACAGCACAGUCUCUAGGAGGGAAGAAAGGGAAAGCUAAAGCUCUCUAUGAUUUUCAUGGUGAAAAUGAAGAUGAGCUUUCCUUCAAAGCAGGAGAUUUUAUAACAGAGCUGGAAUCUGUAGACGAGGACUGGAUGAGUGGAGAGAUACAAGGAAGAACUGGGAUAUUUCCCAAAAACUUUGUUCAGAUUUUAACAACUCCAUGAAGUGUUGCCUGUCUUUGUACUCCCUGUGUCUGGGAGAGAACGUUUUCAGCAAAGACAUCAAUGUAUUCUGACUAUCUAUGUUUUGCACUACUUAUCCUGGACAGUCUUACUAGUAUCUUGAAGUCAAAAAAGAUUUUAGUCUUUUGUGACCAUGUAGUUAGUCAUGCUUCAGGAAAAGCUCUGAGAGCAAAAUACAUGCGCAAUUUUUAGUGGUCUCCAGCUAGGGAAAUAGUGUGGUGCAACACCAGUGAAAUAGUAUUCUGUUUACUAUCUGGUAUUACAUUUAUCAUGCACAGCCUCUGCAUAAAGUAAGCUUAUUUGAGCUUCCUUAAGAACUGUUUAAAGUGAUGUUUUUAAUAUAUUAUUGCAGCAGUCGGUAUGUAGAUCAAGUUCAAUAUUCAGGUUUCUUUACUGCUUCUACUUUAGCAGAAGAAUUCACUUAUGACUUAGAUAACUUAUAGUAGAAAAAUGUCAAAUUAAACUGUUAAGAGGGAAAACUCAAGCAAAUCCUUGCGUUCUUAGCCCAAGCAGCUCAUGAAGAGAAAUCAGAAAAGACAUAAGUAUUUUUCCUCUUAACUAAUAGCACUUACUUACACUGGUUUGAACCAUGCUAGACCUUUCCGCCCACCUCAAAAAUCUGUUCCAGACAGAGCCUUAGUUUUCCUACUACCCCCUUUGUCAAGCACCACCCUACCCUUCUUUCCCAGGAGGAGUUGUGAUGGACAGCAGUUACUCAACUUUCUCAGUUCCCCUCCCAGUGUAGCUGUACUAUUUCAACUAUUUGCCCCUCCACCCCCUUUUAUGUAAGUGGAAAGCCUGUCUUCACUCAGUCUACAUUUCAUUUACCACUCAAGCACUGGAACAUACUUCAGUAACGCUAUUCCUAUCCCUAACUCGAAGGAUAUUAUACAGGCUUGGUUUUGGCUUUCAGCAGGCACAGGGUUAGCUUUCAGGUUGUUAGCACGUACCAGCUAUACCAAGCAUCAUUAUAAAUGGUCUGUCACAGCCUUAAGGAAAAAAAAAUGUCUUGCAAUAGGUUACUUCAAAGAAACUCAAACAAAAUCAUUUAGUAAAAGCAGCAGCUUGACUUGAGCAACAGCAUCUGACUGUGACUGAGGUAGCCUGGACCUUCUGGCAGUAAAUGCCAUUUUGUGACACUUUGUUUCUGACAGAGUUGUUAAAUGAGUCUUGAUUAGCAGCUAACUUCAGACUGGAGGAGUAAGAAAUGUCACUGCAGUGCUGACAAUAUUCUAUCCCUUUUGUACUGUAUGGGGAAAAAAGAAGAAACCAUGAAGUUGUUACUGCGAGUCAUUGCUUCAGAAGCAUGGAUGCACAGGUACCACAACAUAAUACAAGAUCGUUCUAUCUUAAAGUUCUAGUUGAUAGAACACUUGCAGCUGAGCAGUUGAUGAAGAGUGUGCAAACUAGAAUAAUCAAGACUUACCUUGAGAUAGUUCAGCUUACUUUUGUUUUGGCUUACAGUUCUGUUGGUAGGAGGUCCAACCAUUAUGGCAACAAGUACCUACUGGUGCAAAAAGAUCACACAAAGCUUUAAUGAGCUACAAACUGGAUUUUUAAUUGCGUUAUAGGGAUUAACUUUAUAAAAACCAUUACAAUGUAUGCACUAUCCUAGAAAGAUGGAAACAUCACUGUACAGCUGUUAUUCAGUUUAAACAUCCCAACAAGCCUGUCCUGAACCGCUGGGGAAUUCAACUGAAGUCCACUCCUGAGGACAACUGUCCCUGAGCUCUGCUGCCCGGAGCUGCCCAUGGCUCUUUAUAGACAUUAGCCAGCCCCUGCAUUCUAUGGGACUCUGGCAAAGCAAAUACAAAAUAUUUCUAACUUUUCAACUUAAACUGUGGGCCACCCUCUUUAAACAGGCUGCUUCCAUUAUGACCUGUACUGAGAGAUCUUGUGGGCUCAUGAGGAGAACAACAAAAACCAAACACAACCACUCCAACAAACAGAAUACCAGAUCUUCAGAAAUUACACAAUCACUGUGGUGGGAGGAGGAGCUUAAGUGUAUAAUGUUUACUUAUGUUUUGCCUGUUGGUUUUCUAAGGUUUUGAUACAAGUCUCCAAUUAGAACUGAAUUUUUAUAAUUUUUUUCCUCUCCCACAUUUUUAUAACUGUACUAUUGACCAGUUGUUGUUUUUCUACCUUCCACUGAAUGUUUUAAAUCAGUGCCUGUCAGUAGGUUAAGUUCACUCUUACAUUAUUCAUCUCCUCCCACUCGCUGGGAAGGAAAAGCAGCAGAGCCUUAAAAGUCUGGGCAAGGAGCGCCACCUAUAAGCUGCUCACGUUACUGCAGACAGCUCUUGAAGUUUGUGGCUUGCCUUACAUAGGAAGACUUCAUACCUGCUAUCACCAUGAAACUGCAUACGGACGAGAGAAUUUCUAAGGUGUACAGUACAUUGCAGAAAAGGAAGAAUGAAGUUGGAUGCCAUUCCUAACUGCAGUGCAGUAGCAAGUUUCAGCUGUAACCUUGACAUUCAGACAGGGCCCCAUCCAUCAAGUGUAAUAGGAAAUGCUUUGAUAAGCGAGGCUUUUAUUGUUUGCCCCACCUCUGGAACUAUCUUCAGGAAGAAGACUUUGUUCUGUGUGCAAAUAACGGUGUCGUAAAUAAAUCUUUGUUAAGUCUAGUACAUUUGUUACGGUACCUCUGUAAAUUAAAAAUGUAUUUAACCAAUAAAUUUUUAUAAUUCUA